AUCCCAUGUUGCUUUGCGUGAGUGAGGAUAAGAGAUCCCACAUUUCCAUAUGGCAGUCAUUCUGUGGUCGCAUCUCAGGAGACAAGGACAUCACCAUGAGUGCCCCUGUUCUGCGCGGAGAUGUUACGCUAGUCAACCACAACUUGAUGGAGGUGUUCAAGGCGGUGAUGAGCGAGGCGCCUCUGCCGGACGACGACCAGCUCGCUAGGUUCGAUCCGGAGGUUCCUCUUCGGAGUAUGAGCGGGGACGAGCUGAAGAAACGCUUGUCCGAGCUCACCGGAGAGGAUGCCGAGCUGCUCCUGGCCAUGACGGGGAAGGACGUGAAGGCGCAGGAAACGAUCGUAAGGCUGGCCCACUUCACGAUCCUGGCCGCCAACAGCUCUGCAGCCGCGACGCAAAAGAUCACGGCGUCGCCGGCUGGGAAGACGGCAGCACAGGCUGUCGCCAACAUGCUGGAAGGGCAGGGCGACGCCACCGGACAGAAGGCACCGUCCACCGCGACCCGGGAGUCCGACACCACCAAGCCGCCGCCGGCGAAGAAGGCCAAGAAGUCCAAGCAGCCCCCGCCUCCGACCGAGAACGACUCCGACAGCGACGAGGCUGCGUUGGAGGAUGAAACGCUUCAGCGGGAAGUGGACAAGGUGAAAGAAAUGUGCCUGGAUCCACUCAUUCAUAGGUACCCGGCGAAGUUGCACGGGGCCCUGAUGAAGUUGGUGGAGACAGCUCGCCGCACGCGCGCCAAGCAGAUGGUGGUGGCUCGGUACAUGUCGGUGGCGGAGUUCUGCUUGAGGCACGCCGCCGAAGAGGGCAUUGGCGAACAGAUCCGCCUGAUGUUGAUGACGCCGGGCGAGAGACGCUUUAUGGAGGAGGCAAGGAGGGCUGAAGCAGCCCUCCACGGGCGAAGAGCGCCACAUCCAACCGCCGCCUGGGGACCACCCCCCGACCGCUUCCCGCCACGCCGCCAGGACGAGGGGGCCACAGGAUGGGGACCGCCCCCGGCCCGCCGCCCUUUCCAGGGCAGAGGGGGGGCCAGGCGGUCCCAGACCUGCUACAACUGUGGCAAGAAAGGACACUGGGCAAAGGACUGUUUUCUGCCCCCCAAGGGCCAGUAGUUUAGAUGGCAAAGCAGCCCGAUAGGGGAUCACACGUGAAGCGUGGACAGAAGAGGAGUAAGAACUUAGAACUGUAGGGUAGCUCAACGUCACGUUAACUUAUAUUUCUAUCGACACGGAAUUAGGAGUAGGACACGUAGAUAAUAUAGAGGAGAGGAACCAGCACCGUAUAUCACGCUGAACGUAGAAGUUAAAAUUCACCCUACAUUAGUCAAUUGUAC
This is a messenger RNA of Branchiostoma floridae (Florida lancelet), 1333 nucleotides long. RefSeq lists its product as uncharacterized. Bases 6 to 1112 code for a protein of 368 amino acids. Gene Ontology annotation, molecular function: zinc ion binding; nucleic acid binding. The record is from RefSeq and is a predicted model, not a curated record. The transcript has 2 exons. NCBI's taxonomy places the organism in Eukaryota, Metazoa, Chordata, Leptocardii, Amphioxiformes, Branchiostomatidae.